CCUGAAUUGAGGUCCAACUUGGGGCCUAAUUCUUGAAGAUAUUGUAAAGGCAGAAUUUACUUCAAGCAACCUUUUGCCAUGCCUUCAAAACAGCAACAGUCUUCUCCUGUAGGGUCGACCCACCUCUUUACGCCCACACAUACCCACCCCCAGCUUCUGCGACUAAACUAGCCACACCCAGGAGCACGCAUAUGUGUAUUGUGGCACAUGCGCAGCCUGAUGUAACAAUUUUAGCUCGGGAAACAGGGAGACGCCCCACAGUAGGCUCUAUCUGCGAAGCUCUAGUGAUGGAGAGCAAGUUCUUCUACUUUGACCUCGACUAUUAUGGGGUGGGCUUCUAUGAGGAAGAAAUAAUGACUGCAUCUCAGCAGAGGGCAGCUGCAGCAGCAGCCCGUAGACACUUUGGAAGAGGCAUACCAGUCCUGCAUGAGCUGGGUGGGUCUGAAUAUGACCACUCCUAUAACCGUGCAAUGAAGAAAAAGAGAGCCAGCCCCAAUGAGCUUGAACACAGAAAGCCGAGGGAGCCUGGGAAAGCAGCUGGAGCAGUUUCUCAUCACUCCAAUAAGAGGCAUACAAAACACUACAAGUUCACCCAUGGGCAACUUCGUGAACUGGACAGGGUUUUCCGAGAAACCCAGUACCCUGAUGCAUUCCAACGAAAAGCACUUGCAGAGCUCAUUCAUGUGGAUGAACGCAAGGUUAAGGAUUGGUUUAAAAAUAAGAGGGCUAAAUACAGGAAAAUACAGACGGAAUUACUACUCAGCCGUGACACAUCUGGCACCCUGGACAACUUCUCCCUCAAGAUGGAUGAACAUCCUGAGAGUGCUUCUGUUCCCAAGGAACCAAAAGGGCUCAUCUUGUUCUAG
Mesocricetus auratus (golden hamster) is the source of this 866-nucleotide messenger RNA. Its product is annotated as rhox homeobox family member 1-like. Gene Ontology annotation, molecular function: RNA polymerase II transcription regulatory region sequence-specific DNA binding; DNA-binding transcription factor activity, RNA polymerase II-specific. Bases 192 to 866 code for a protein of 224 amino acids. Lineage: Eukaryota; Metazoa; Chordata; Mammalia; Rodentia; Cricetidae. The record is from RefSeq and is a predicted model, not a curated record. The transcript is spliced from 3 exons. Gene Ontology annotation, biological process: regulation of transcription by RNA polymerase II.